AUGCUCAUCCUCCUCCUCCUCACCCUCCUCUGCCUCGCCUUCCUCCUAGCAUAUAUCAUCUACCUCCCCCCGCGCUGGCUCAUAUCUUACUUCCAACACCGUCACCCAGACGUCCUCUUCACCUUCCCCCUCCCCCCCACCCAAAAAACCUACGCACUCACAAUCGACGACGCGCCCUCCGCCCACACACCCGCCCUCCUCUCCCUCCUAGCCCACCACAACGCAACAGCCACAUUCUUCAUCAUCGGCUCGCAAAUCUCCUCUGUCCCCAACGGCCGACAAAUACUCAAAGACAUCCUAUCCCAAGGCCAUGAAGUCGGGAAUCACGCCGUUCACGAUGAACCUGCCAUCUCUCUCCCUCUUCCCGAGCUGUCAGCCCAGAUCAGCGAGCUGGAUGCACAACUCCCGAAGAAUUCGAGGGGCACGAAGUGGUUCCGUCCUGGUUCGGGGUUUUUUAGUAGGGAGAUGGUGAAGGUGGUGGGGGAGUUGGGGUAUAGAACGGUGUUGGGGAAUGUGUAUGCGCAUGAUGCGCAGAUUGGGUGGGCGGGGUGGAAUGCGUGGGUUAUUGGGCGACGGGUGAGGAGGGGAGGUGAUGUGGUUAUUGUGCAUGAUCGGAGGAGUUGGAGUGGGAGGCAGCUUGAGGGGGUGUUGAAGGGGUUGGGCGAGAAGGGGUGGAGGGGGGUUAGUUUGGGUGAGAUGGAGGGGUUGGUUGAGGAGGGGAAGAAAGGGGGGUAA
Molecule: messenger RNA, 735 nt
Organism: Glarea lozoyensis ATCC 20868
Lineage: Eukaryota; Fungi; Ascomycota; Leotiomycetes; Helotiales; Helotiaceae
Product: Glycoside hydrolase/deacetylase
Exons: 1
Coding region: 1-735 (244 amino acids)
Biological process (GO): carbohydrate metabolic process
Cellular component (GO): membrane
Molecular function (GO): hydrolase activity, acting on carbon-nitrogen (but not peptide) bonds
Source: RefSeq, a predicted model, not a curated record